This is a messenger RNA of Coregonus sp. 'balchen', 42105 nucleotides long. NCBI's taxonomy places the organism in Eukaryota, Metazoa, Chordata, Actinopteri, Salmoniformes, Salmonidae. The record is from the annotation of a GenBank genome assembly.
AUGGGGUUGUCGUGGGCAGAGAUGGAUGGGACCGUGUGGGAGAGCCAUGGGCGGAGGUGUUUCUUUGAGAUUGUGGGGGGAUCGGAAUGGAGGGGUGGGGAGAAGGAUCCCUGCCACGAAGGAGUGAAUACAGAUUGUCCCUGCAGUUAACAAACAACCUCCCUUCCUCCAUCCCUACCUACUUCCAUAAGGACAAACGACAGAGGCAGCCAUUAAUCUCUGAAGUCGAAAUAGGGACAGAAAUUGCUACUCCAUUCUGCUUUGGUAGUGACAGGUGCUAUGGUGCUAUAGCAUCCUGUCUGGCUGGCCUUGAGUAACUCCCAAUGCCGUCUCUGAGCGUCAAGUGUGUUAACAAGGACAGGUUAACGGGUUCAUUCUACAGGGAGUUUGUAAGGUGUUUGUUUACACUGUACGUUUUGCCUUCAGUACAAUAUUGGAGCUAGGCCCUACAAUUACACAAUAGAAAGAGAGCUUUCUGACGGUGCUAAGGGAUGUGAGGACAAGCUAAGUGAGAAGAGAGCAGAUGGUGCACCCUUCUGCGUCAAAUGCAGCCUGUCUUGUAAAAUAGAUGCUUCUUGUUCUCCUUCAGGGCAGUGCAGACUGCAGAAUAUGUAACUCUUUUUUUAAUAGACAGGGGUAGAUUGGACUCAUUCAUGCUCAGUUCCAGUCCUAAACAGUGGUCCACUCUGUAGGGGGCAUUGCUGUAACUAUAGGGGUCCUCAGGAGCAGUCCAGUUCAGUAUGAACAGGGGCCGUGUGACAUAGUCUGUUUGGGGUUGCCCCGGGUACAGAGGAAAUUACAUAUCGACUGAGCGGCCCUUUUUAAACAGCAGACAAAUGCUCCCUGAAACAGUGCUGGGUCUCGGAGACGCCCCCAACUUUUGUGAAAAAUCUGCCGAUGUGCCCUUGAGCAAGGCAUUUAACUCUAAUUGCUCCUGUAAGUCGCUCUGGAUUAGUUUUAGGAAUGAGAGAGCAUUGCUCCUUCUCAGAAUCCAAAUGUUGUGUCAUGUUGUUGGCAUCUGGGGUUGGAUAUAGAAGCACCUUGGGCCCCUCAUGUUGUGGUGUUUUGGGAAUUAACUGGCAAAUGCAAAUGCUUGGAUUCUUUAAUCCGCAGGGUAAUCUGCCCAGAGUGAUAUUGAAAUGUAAUCGUACCUUCUCUCCCUCCCAGGCUUUUAGAAUCUAUUUAUUGCCCCAACAACAGGACGUAAACAGCAAUCUUAUGGAGGGAAAUAAACUAGUCUUUAGCUAAAUUGAACUGGGACCAGUUGGUAUAUCUGAGUCUUGAUAUAUCUGAGUUAGUCUUUGAUGGAUGUUCUGAUCUAAAGUCAAGUCUUAUGGGAUGUCUGGAAAGAUAGGUAGGCAUAAAUUACAGCAUAGCUGGCAAGUCGCAUUCAAGGAACAGAAUCACACACCACUGACCCAUGUGGCAAACACCAGAUAGCCGUACACACACACACACACACACACACACACACACACACACACACACACACACACACACACACACACACACACACACACACACACACACACACACUAACACACACUAACACACACUAACACACACUGCUAGACUUUAUUAAUACCACCAGACCUACAUAGUGAAUCCUGGACUGGCCAUAGUCCAUAACCAUCGUGACACGGCACAAAUUCUGACCUCCAGUACUGCCUUUGAUAUUUCAGUCUGUACCUCCCUCGAGAGUGUGUGUGUGUGUGUGUGUGUAUUUGUGAGAGAGGAGAACACGGUUUCACAGCCAAGAAAAGGAGGGAGAGAGAGAGAUUAGUAGUGGGAAAGGGACCCUGUUAGGUUAUGGACCUGGAGGUACACCCAGUCCCUUCUCUUUCCUUUAUCUUUUCUAUCCUCCAUUUUGUUUUCAGGCUGACCUAUCUUCUUAUACAUGUCUACUUCUCUUCUUCCUUAGAAUGGGCUCAAUGCGUUGCACCUGGCAGCUAAGGAGGGCCACGUGGAGCUGGUCCAGGAGCUGCUGGAGAGAGGCUCAGCUGUGGACUCAGCCACCAAGGUGGGUUCCUUUACCGCACUACCGUAUGUGGAACUAGCACAGUAGGAUAGAAACGAAGUAGGAUACGCUACAUGAGCUAAUGGUUGAUGGUCAUGUCCGUCCACGUCCGCUGUAGGGAGACUAUUCAUUUUUAAAGGCUUGUUAGGAGAUUGCAUGCUGGCCAUGUGUUAAGAUUAUAUUUCCCUUAGCUGCUUUGGACUUUUGGAUUACAAAUAAAGAUAGUUAGAAAGAUGAUAAUCAAAUGAGCUGUCAAAAGAAAGUACCCCGAAGAUCAUGGAUGAUAACACAUUUUGUUUUUCUUCCGUUGUGAAAUCUGAUGUGCUGUUUGACACCGAAAGACAAUUGUGCAUUGUUUUAGUUUGUUUAGGCUUGAUAUUGUACUUUCCAACAGAGAUAAAAUAAUUUAAAUGACACAAAAACAGGAUGCAUUUCUCUGAAAAGUCUGCUCGUUCAAGGUAUCGGUCUCCAAAUGAAGGCCCCUAAACGUGGUUUAAGUUUCACACACGACGUUAAGCAGGUCAAUGUCCUGAAACAGCUCUCCUCACACUCUUGCCCUACAUUAACCUGACUCUUAACCUUUCCAACAGUGAGACAACACUACCAUACCCAGGGCAGACAGCCAUAUCCCUAACCAGCACCCAAUCCACUGCACUGCACUGGAACCUAACACCGUCACAUGACUGUGCACUCUAGCUUCAGAGCACUAGGGUGUAGCAGGCAGGAAAGGGGAUACAGCUAGUUUCAUUGAACAUGGAGGUAGUUAUGCUAAGCUGUGAAAAUUGAGAAGGUUUAUUCCUUCUAAAGAGCAUGUUUAGGUGUCGUGUGACUUGUUACAGAUGUAGGAUCUUAAUUUGAUCACCCUGUUGCAGGAAAACUUUCCUGUAAUGCAGGAAAUUUCAAACAUGUGUAGCUCAGUUGGUAGAGCAUGGCGCUUGCAAUGCCAGGGUUAUGGGUUCGAUUCCCACGGGGGCCAGUAUGAAAAAAUGUAUGCACUCACUAACUGUAAGUCGCUCUGGAUAAGAGCAUCUGCUAAAUGACUAAAAUGUAAAUGUUUAAAAUCAGAAUUUACUUGACUUAUGUUUCAUAGCAAUCACUGGUUCAUAUUUAAUUGUGUUUGCUGUACAUGACUCAUUUAAAUGACAACCGAACUGAUUUGUUAAUCACCAUGCCCUAAUUAAAAGCAUUGAGGGAUUAAGGCUCUCUAUGAGUGAUAACUCUUCAUUAUCUCUGGCUGUCUGUAUCACAGCAUCAGUAGGAGUGCUCCUCAGAAAGGCCCACUCAUCUCCAUCACUGAGCCAUAUGUGUCUGUGGAUAUGCCUGUUUGGGGUGUCACAUCUCCAAUCAGUGAUGGAGAGAAUUAAUGAUGAAAAAGUAGUAAUAGGAGUGGCUGUAGACAAUGAGAUGGCGGUGAUGACUGUGUGUGUGUGUGUGUAUCAAACAUUUGAUACUAUAAUAAUACAAUUUGUAUGCUUUUUGUCAAAGCUGAAAUACAGGACAAAGUCGUUUUUGUCAUUUCUGUUUAUGUCAGAAAUGACAGUUUAUGUCAUUACUGUAUGUUAUCCAUCCUCUUUGUAAGACAGAGGUGAAAAUGGAACCCCUUGUUUUGUGUAUUGAUUGACACAGUUCACCUUGUUCUCUAUAAUGGUGUAAUAUGUGUCCAUCUGUGUUCUUCCAUCCCAGAAAGGGAACACAUCCCUCCACAUUGCCUCUCUGGCCGGACAGGCCGAGGUGGUGAAGAUACUGGUGAAGCGCGGAGCAGAAAUCAACUCUCAAUCUCAGGUAAGAGAUACAGUAGCAUGGCGGCAGCCAUCUUGCUUUCGUCUCAAAUCCCUACCAGCUCUGAUCAGGAUUUGUGUGGCAAAACGAUGCCAUACCAUUGCUCUGACCAUACCAUGCUGUGGACAUAUACCAGUUUAUAGGCAUACAUGCCUAUGCAAAUAAAUAUGGGCUAUGGACAUACUUGUUUUCUGUGCAGUCAAAUUGAUAUUGUAUUGGUUCUUCCUCCACAAAAUGAUGUAUCACCAAAAUGAUGUAACCUACUGUAGGCAUGCAGCAGUUGAUAAUAUACCUGCUGUGCUGUUGUGUCUCCAGAAUGGCUUCACCCCUCUGUACAUGGCUGCUCAGGAGAACCAUAUAGACGUGGUGCGUUACCUACUGGAGAACGGAGGGAACCAGAGCACCGCUACAGAGGUAGGGAGUGUGUGUGUGUGCAUUUGUGUAUGUGUAUGUGUGUAUCUUCGUACAUGUUUUAAGUAAAUGGUUUGAAGUUUUCAGUCUGUGUGAGGAUGUGUGUGAACAUUGUGUUUUACCAGGCGUGAUCCUGAUGAAAUAAAGUUUGUGCUGUUUUAUGCCUUAUCAUUGUUGGUCUGUGGCUAUGGAUAACCUUCUCCCUCCUCCCUCUCCUUCCCUCCUCCAGGAUGGCUUCACCCCACUGGCCAUCGCUCUGCAGCAGGGCCACAACCAGGUGGUGUCCGUCCUGCUGGAGAACGACACCAAGGGUAAGGUGCGGCUGCCCGCCCUGCACAUCGCCGCCCGCAAGGACGACACCAAGUCUGCUGCGCUGCUCCUUCAGAAUGACCACAAUGCAGACGUGCAGUCCAAGGUACGGCCGGAGGGAAGGGGUUAAUGGUUAAAACGUGCAUCUGUGUUAUUGGGUUAGCGUGUGUCUGUGGUGCUACGACCAUGUGUUGUCAAUGGGGGCAAGACCGACAUGCUGUAGGACUGUAAGGGAAUUGAAUACAGGGUACUUGUUACAGUUUUGUUUGUCAGUGCUUUGUGGUGUAUUUCUAGUAUCAAUACGAACAAGUUUCAAUGAAAAAAAGGGUGUAAUGAGAAUGAGUCAGUGUUGACAUACAUUAGCCCUUGUCCGUCUGUCUGAGGUGUAGCUGUCUCUCUGUCUGUCCAUCUCUCUCCUUCAGUGUUGUGUGCCUGCCACUAGUUCAUUGGUCCUGCCACUAACCGGGUCUCUCUCUCUUCCUGUCUUAUCUAUCUAUCUGAUCCACUCACACCCCCCUCCCCCCAUCACUCGCAACCGCACCCCCGGUGUUUAUGUGGAGCACUGUCCACUGCAUGGAGUGUGCGGAGUGUGCUAUUGUCCACAGGUCGUAUUGUUGAAUGUUGCAAUUUGAGGGUUGCAUGCAUCCUUGGGUUUCUGGCAAAAUGUGUUUUUAGGGGUGGGUGGGUGAGGGUAAGGGGAUGGGCUGUGGCUAGAGUGAAGUGCAGGUUCCCAUAUUUUGAAGGACAGUAGCCUAUACUGAAAUAAUAUUCUACGGUACACCAGGGCUAUUCAAUGAACUGUCUCAAGGUCUUCACUGUAGCACUGCUGGUUUCUUUAGUUGUUUGAACUGUUAUUGUCAUUGAAUGGCCAGAGUCCACUCAUGGAUUACCAAUGUCUGAAUCAGUCCCUUUUGAUUGACUGAUUUAUUUUGGGGAAAAGCAAUUUGCACAGUUUAAAAACAAAAUAAAAGUACAAAGAACCCCAGAGGACAACACAUGAAAGCAUUAAAUACAUUUAUUUCCAAUGUGGUCCUGGUUGUAGGACGAUAACAGGAAACAGAAUGAGUGAAAAUUAGCAGUGCUGCUGUUGUUCACCAGGAAUUGAACAGCCCUGCACUGCAAACACUAUGGCAUACCAGUUAUCAUUGGUGUUGUCACUGAACAUAACAUUGUCCUUGUGUCAGGCCUAAUGUUAAUGAUAUUACAUAAUAUAAAACAGUGUAUGCCAGCAUUUCCCAGACUCAGUCCUCGAGACCCCAAGGGGUACACGUUUUGGUUUUUGCCCUAACACUACACAGCUGAUUCAAAUGAUCAAAGGUUGAUGAUUAGUUGAUUAUUUGAAUCAGCUAUGUAGUACUAGGGCAAAAAACUAAACGUGCACCCCUUGGGGUCCAGAGGACUGGGUUUGGGAAACCCUGGUGUAUGCAGACAUGAAAUGCUGAAAUGAUUACGGCUCAGCUGUUUCCAUGCAGUACUCUUCACCAUGACUCACUGGGGAGACCCAGAGGAGGGUGGAUGAAGACUGCAGCAUGAAAACACACUCUCACACACACCACAUGUAGACAUUAAACACAGAGCACUCUCACCAAAUACCUCUGAACACAGUCCUGUGACGAUUACCUGAAUUAGUUUGGCAAUAACCACCAUCUUAAAAGCUUAAUUAGGUGACUCUCUAGUGAGUUUGGCCUUGUGGUGCAAAAUGGCUGCCAUACAUCACUGUUGUGUGAGUUGCAUAGAGUGAGUAAGGCCUGCUCAUAGAACAUAGUAUUAUGUACAGUAUACAUGUAUGUCUAUGGACUUGCUACUCUCAUUGUAAAACAUCUGAAGGUCUUUGGAUAAAAGAUGCGAUAAAGCAUAUGAAGAGUUUAUUUCCAAAACGCUAUAUCCACAAAUGUUUUACAUUUUUGUUUUUUCAUCAGAAACUAUUGCUUAUUUCAUGUGUGUGUAAAAUAUUAUUGUUCUCAGAUUUUUAAUUCAUAGAUUUUAGAUGUUUUUUUUGUUUUGUUUUUUUGGGCAAAACGCUAAAUAUCCAUUGUUUAGCUGGAAUGGAAAGUUCGUAUCCUGUAUAUUUGACUGUGAUAUGUGGUUAUCUCACCUAGCCAUCUUAAGAUGAAUGCACUUACUGCAAGUCGCUCUGGAUAAGAGCAUUUGCUAAAUGACUACAGAUCUACAGAUCUGACAUUACUGGAUUUUAUAUUGAUGUCACAAAUGUAUCAUUUAUAGAGUUCUCUAUUAAAAAUGUAGUUAUUUGUUACAUUUGACUGUGUAAAACCUGGCAGUACUUAGUUCUCUGAAAGUGAGGUGGAUAGCAAAGAAAAUUACAUUGAACAACCAACCUCAUGACGUGAUUAUAUAGUGAAAAAACACACCAAUCUCUUUCAUAAUUUCUUAAAAACAAUAAAAGCUCAUUUCAGAAAAUGUAUAUAUAUAGCAUUUUGGAAUUAAACUCUUCAUAUACAGUCUAGCAAUAAAGCUGUUUUUGAAGAGAAUCAUACCCCUCUAGCCACUUUGCCUGUAUUUCUUGUAUUGCACAGCUACCCUGAACAUUGAGCAUCUGUAUGACUGUGUGUAAAAUAACUAAGGUUUUUCCCUUCCUUAUCUCUGCUGCUUCAGAUGAUGGUCAAUAGGACUACGGAGGUAUAACCACUAUGUCUAGCACUCAAACCUUCAUCAUAACCACAUCACUUUUAUUGUUUGUCUUUGUGUCAUUUUAGCACUUUAUUUCCUUCACUUCUAUAGCACUGCAUGGCGGAAAUAGACCCGGAUCUUUCAGUCUUUCGCAAUCUCUUUAUGGUUCAAUUCUUUUCUGUAUUGUUACGCAUGCAUGAUGUUAUCUCGAAUGGCCCACUCGCUCAAGUAGUUUAUCUCGCACAUCAUGUGCCUUAGUAGUUUGUCUUUCAGUUAGAAAACCGUCAUCGGUUAAUUUAUUUUACUUUGUGCAUACUUUUGACAUACUUUCGUUUUCAUUGGUUGGUUUCUGGAGUUUUAUUGAUGCUAUCCCAAGCUCAGAGAGUUGAUUUAUAUCCUUAAUGAUAAUCUCAUAAUCACCUAUACAUUUCACACUAAGAUGAUUUUACAUGAUGGAUAAUAAUUUUUACAGUGUUAAAGGGAUACUUCAGGAUUUUGUCAAUGAGUCAGAUGAACUCGUGGAUACCAUUUUUAUGUCUCUGCGUGCAGUUUGAAGGAAGUUUCUAACUAACGCUAGGUAGCUUAGUGGGUAGCUUAGUGGUUAAGAGCGUUGUGCCAGUAACCGAAAGGUCGCUAGUUCUAAUCCCCGAGCUGACUAGGUGAAAAUCUGUCGAUGUGCCCUUGAGCAAGGCACUUAACCCUAAUUGCUCAUGUAAGUCGCUCUGGAUAAGAGCGUCUGCUAAAUGACUAAAACGUCAAACGUAAACAAUUGCUAACUAGCAUAAGUGUAAUGACUGGAAGUCUAUGGGUAUCACAUACCCUUAGACUUCCAGUUAUUGUGCUAACACUAGUUAGCAUUGGCUCGCAAAACUACCUCUAACUUCCUUCUUACUGGACACAGAGACAAAAAAAUGGUGUCCACUAGUUCAUCUGACUCUGGGGAAGUAGAUAAAGGGCAUCAUUGCCAAAAUUCCGAAGUAUCUCUUUAAUGUUUAUAUAUAGAAUUUCUACAUGUGUUGCAUGCCAUUCAUUUAUAUUGUAGAUGCACUAUGAACUAAAUUGAUAUUAUUUGACAAAGCAUAAAACAAUGUUAUUGAUAUAAUGAGGUCGUAAUUGUCACAUCUUUACAUUUACAAAGAGCUUGAGAUAAGAUAAAGAAAUAGUAAUAUUAUAAGAAAUAUAUCAAUGCAAAUAUAUGUAUAUUAUACUUGCAAGAAGCAUGUUUUAUAUAGUAUAGUAUAUUACUGCAAUGGCAUGAUAGAACAUCAAUCAAAAAGUAUCCAGGUGCUUUACAGAUCAUUUUCUUGAAGAACAAAAGCACUAUAUAGCAUGAUGCAUCCCGACUAUUUUCAUUUGCACCAUUAUCAGCUGUCAGCUUUAAAUGUGUAAUUUUGAAUCAUCGCGUAGUCACUACAAUUCUUCACACUUUUGUAAAUAAUGUUUUCACAUUAAAUCGGACCAUGACUUUCAGAAUGGAAAGGUAAGGCAAGAAUUUAACAAUACUCCAACUGCUCUGCAAUAGCCCUCUCUGAUUUCUUAUGAUUCCUAACAUGACAAUAUGGCGUACAGUGACAUAGUGCACUUUGGUGUUGAUAAAAAAAAUACAGUCAUGGUUUUUGGAACCACUUUUUUGAUUUGGUGUCUUUUUUCUCUGUCCUGUAAAUGUAUGGUUAACUAAUACUGUGUGUCAAUUGUUUGGUUGAUAUUAACAGUCUGUGUGAACUGUACGUCUAUUCGUUUUUUAUUUCCUUAAUUUCUUUCUUUAUUAUUUAAAUAAAUGGAGAAACUAUAGAUUUGAUUUUGUUCUGACUGUAGGAUAACCAGUUGCAUGGUAGUCUUUCUGAGUGUGUGUUUGUGUGUAUGCAUACAGUAUGUAAUUUGCGUGUAUGUGCAUAAUUGAGUCAUGAUUUUCUGAAACUGAAUUUUAAGAUGUAUUUCCCUUCAUCUCUUUGGUUUCCUCCCUCUUCUUAGUUUGAAGCGUUGCUCUUUUACAUGUAUUAAUUUCCUUUUCUUUCUUUCUUUUGGUGAUGGUUAAUGCGACUGUUGCAUGCUGGGAUAGUGGAGGUCAAGGGUCAGGGGUCAGGCUUUGGCGUCAUGAAUGAGGCUAGUAUCUAACCCACUGUCUCUCUCUCUCCCUCCCUCUCUCUAUGUUCACCCCUGUGUUACAGAGUGGAUUCACGCCACUUCAUAUCGCUGCCCACUAUGGAAACGUGAACGUGGCCACGCUACUGCUAAAUCGUGGGGCGGCUGUGGACUUUACAGCUAGGGUAGGUACCAUUACCAUAGCUAGGGUAGGUACCAUUACCAUAGCUAGGGUAGGUACCAUUACCAAACUAUUACAACAACCUUCUGAUCUGCAGUCAGUGCUAUCGUUGCACAGCAAGGUCUUGGGAUCCAUCACGAUAAACUCUUUUGUGUUCAUUCCUUUACUGGAACUAGUGCAAAGAUUGCAGGUUAUAGGAAUGGCUGCCCACACGCACUGUGCCAAGAACCAUAAAACACAGGAGACUUUAGAGCACAUACGCACACACACACACACAUUUUAAGCGAGUAGGGUGAAAUGCCCUUUAGGAACCCACAGUCAGCGAUUGAGUUGCUUUCUAGGACAAUGACACCUUCUGCCUCAGCACUUCCCUUUUCUCGGAAUCCUCAUGUCCGUGUGUGGUCCCCAUCAGCCACUCAGACAGAGAAAGGAAUGAGUCUUAGGGGAAUGCCAGUCCUUUUCAUGAGAUAGAACUCAAGGCGAGAGAUGGAGAUAGUUGUCUGGCCAAGCUGAAAGAUUACUUGAAGGUCACAGACUCAAUGCAGUCCUAUUCUGACUGAGCCCUUAGUGUCUACAGCUAAAGAACACAUCCACUAACCCAGCAAGGGACUCCACAGUCAGAAACCUUACCUUUUAUUUGCAGAAACGUAACACUCAAAAACACUGUAAAUUCUGCUAUGUCACACUUUCUCAGGCGUUUUUAGUCACAGUCAUCAUAACAAGCUGUGUGUCCUGCAGUGCUCUGGACCAGGCUGAGGAAAAAAGCUUUCACAUUGUCAAGAUUUCACAGAAAUCAGAGGAGUGGCCGAACGCCAAAAUAACAUAACAAAUCCUAACAGAAAGAAUGAACAGGAGCCAUUCAUCAGCAAUUCCAUUCAAUUCAAGGUUUAUUGUCCCAGCAAAGAAAUUCAUUGAGGUAUAUUAGAAAGCGUGACAGCAUUCACUAGAGGCCUUGUCCUGAACUACCCCCACUGUUUGAGGAACAACAUUGCACGUAAUAGAAGCUGGUCAAAAGUAGUGCACUAUGUAGGGAAUAGGAUGCCAUUUGGGCCAGUACCUAGGUUAUAACACAGCUUUGUUAUUGCCACAGAUGGGUCAGUGUGGAACAGGGUAUCAGUUAUCACGAUUAUAACUCUAAUAUUCUAGUAAAGCUGCCUGUCUAAUCAGGAAAACAUCUGUACCGGCUGGCAGAUUUGAUACAAUAAUAAAGCCCUGCAUGUGUUUACUAGUAAACAAGCUCCACAACAAAAACAACAAUAAUACACUAGAAAACCCUAACCUAAGAGAACCCUAACCUAAGAGAACCCUAACCUAAGAAAACCUAAGAUUUGUGGUAAACAGGGGAUACUGUAUGUUUGUUUUGUCUGUGUCAGUUUUAUCUUGUGUGUGUGUGUGCGUGUGCGUGUGUGUGUGCAUGCGUGUGCGUGCCGAUGUGCACAUAGAGACGCUUUGUCCUGAUACCUCCACUGUCUGAGGAACAACAUUACACAUAAUAUAAACUGUACACUGGCCUUGUAACAGCACAUAUAUAUACAGUAGGAUGUGUAGUUAUAUACCAUUAGUUCAAUUGUUUAUUUCAUUUUUAAUGUGUCUUCAAUUGUGUUAUGUGUAUUUCAGAAUGGGAUCACGCCCCUCCACGUGGCCUCUAAGCGUGGCAACGCUAACAUGGUGCGCCUCCUACUGGACAGGGGUUCUCAGAUCGAUGCUAAGACCAGAGUGAGUCCACACACAUACGCGUACACACACACACACAAACACACACACUCAUACAACCAGUACACGUACACACACGUGCACAUACACAGACCGUUUGACCCCAUCACUGUGCACAAGUGUGUGACGCAGUGUCCUUGCUACCAAAAUGUCAUUAUUGUCCAGUGGCAGUGCUGCAGUCACUUUCCACCAGACUCCGCCUUGGACCUCUUCUUCAGCUGCAGCAAUGUAUCAUAGUCUCAUCCACAGCCAGUGGUGACGCAUUGGGUCACUGUGUGUGUGUGCGUUGUGUGUGUGUGUGUUUUAAGUUUAUGUAUUGUAUAAGUAGGUGUACUCACUGUUCAUGUUGUAUGUGGGUGUGUUGAUAAGUGUGAGAGAAGGUGUGUGUGUGUGUGUAUGUACUGCAUAGCUGGUGGAUUUGUGUGUGUGUGUGUGUGUGUACUGCAUAGCUGGUGGAUGUGUGUGUGUGUUUGUGUGUACUGCAUAGCUGGUGGAUGUGUGUGUAUGUUUGUGUGUACUGCAUAGCUGGUGGAUGUGUGUGUGUGUGUGUGUGUGUGUGUACUGCAUAGCUGGUGGAUGUGGGUGUGUGUGUGUGUGUGUGUACUGCAUAGCUGGUGGAUGUGGGUGUGUGUGUGUGUGUGUGUACUGCAUAGCUGGUGGAUGUGUGUGUGUGAGUGAGAGCUGCAGCACUAUGUAUUUACGGCUAGCUCACUAGAGAAUAACUUGUUGAGUCUAAAAGCCCUCCAUUUUGACAUGCUAUUAUUCUUGUGUCCUUGGCCGUUUUGCUGCUCAAUCAGCUUACUGCAUUAACUUAGGGCAAAAAUCCCCUCUGACGCAACCACUCUCCCUCCUCUCUCAAAUCACUCCAUCACUAUACCUCCCUCCUCUCUCAAAUCACUCCAUCACUAUACCUCCCUCCUCCCUCAAAUCACUCCAUCACUAUACCUCCCUCCUCCCUGAGCCUGACAAUCUAUCCAUCUUUCAUAACAGAAAACAUCCUGUUUUUAAUUGCGCAAUAGAUAUUUAUGCGGCCAUUACCAAGGUAUUAAAUCCUAAUAUAAUUCUAAUGUCCAGAGUUAAUAUAAAUAACACAUAGAAAGAUUAUGUGAUUAGACCCUAACGUAACGAUAACGUCCACUCAACGUUAGAUAACGGUACAGUUCCGGUCAGUGCAGGACAGUGCCCAUUUAGACAAUUAACAUUCUAUUACCUGCGUAUUAUAUCCAUAUAAUUUUAAUUGUCCAGAGUUAAUGUUGAUAUAAUAUCAUAUAGGUGCUGCGUCUCAAAUCUGAAAUGACACCCUAUUCCCUAUAUAGUGCACUACAUUUGACCAGUGCCCUAUAGAGUUCUGGUAAAAAGUAGUGCACUAUGUAGGGAAUAGGGUGCCAUUUGGGCCAAUACCUAGGUUAUAACACAGCUUUGUUAUUGCCACAGAUGGGUCAGUGUGGGACAGGGUAUCAGUUAUCACGAUUAUAACUCUAAUAUUCUAGUAAAGCUGCCUGUCUAAUCAGGAAAACAUCUGUACCGGCUGGCAGAUUUGAUACAAUAAUAAAUCCCUGCAUGUGUUUAGUGGUAAACAAGCUCCACAACAAAAACAACAAGAGUGCCCUAGAAAAUCCUACAGCGGGGCUAUCCUCAGUGGUUUUUUGUGCAUUUUAUUACACAAGCAGAGUUGAGGUUAACAGAGGAUACUGUAUGUUUGUUUUGUUUUGUCUGUGUCAGUUUGAUCUCUGGUGUGUGUGUGUGUGUGUGUGUGUGUGUGUGUGUGUGUGUGUGUGUGUGUGUGUGUGUGUGUGUGUGUGUGUGUGUGUGUGUGCGUGUGCGUGCGUGUGCGUGCGUGCGUGUGUGUGUGUGUGUGUGUGUGGUUUGUGUGUGUGCGUCCAUGUGCGUGCGUGCCUGCCUAUGUGCGCAGAGAGAGGUGAGGUUAACAUGGUUAACAUGUAAUUGAAGCAAGGGUCAAGGACAUUUCAGCCACCAUGUUUCAAUACGUGUCUCUAUAUGCAUCUGUAUGCAUCCAUUGUUUGACACGGUAUUGAAUUGAACUAAGCCUUUCGUCCACUGAGAGCCAAUCUACUCAGAUACUCAGGGGACUUAGCCACAGAUAUAAUCUAGUAAAAUAAUGUAAAUCCAUUGUGGAUGAACAAGGUUCACUCUGUAGUGAACCAGGGAAUGGAACAAUCACCCCUUAGAUAGACAUGUCACAACCUGAUCAAUACUCUGCUACCACCGGUGACCUUGUGUUAUGUGUAUACGUGUGUGUAUUCAUGCGAGAUUGGGGGUUGUUUUGUGUGUGUGUGCGUGCGUGUGUGUGCGAGUGUGUUUUGUUUGCCCUGUGUGUUUGAACCGUAUAUAUAUAUGUUUGUGUGUGUGUGUGUGUGUGUGUGUGUGUGUGUGUGUGUGUGUGUGUGUGUGUGUGUUCAUGUGGUAUGGGGUUAUUGGUAUACAAAUAUGUGUGUGUGUGUGUGUGUGUAUUUGACUAUCUGUGUGUGUGUUUUCUGCAGGACGGCCUCACACCUCUACACUGUGCGGCCAGGAGUGGACAUGACCCUGCAGUGGAGCUACUGCUGGAGAGAGGAGCACCCAUGCUGGCCAGGACCAAGGUACACACACACACACACACACUCACACACACACACAUAUCGCAGUGCUAGCUGUGCCACUAGAAAUCCUGGUUCGAAUCCAGGCUCUGUCGUAGCCGGCCGUGACCGGGAGACCCAUGGGGCGGCGCACAGUUGUCCAGGGUAGGGGAGGGACUGGCCGGCAGGGAUGUAGCUCAGUUGGUAGAGCAUGGCCAGGGUUGUGGGUUCGAUUCCCACGGGGGGUAUGAUUAUAAUUUUUUUUAAAUAAAAAAUAAUGUAUGCACUCACUAACUGUAAGUCGCUCUGGAUAAGAGCGUCUGCUAAAUGACAAAAAAAUAUAUAAUAAUAAUGAGAACAUGUAUAAUUAUUGUGCAAUUCAUAUCUAUAGGCUAGAUUUAGGUUUUUCUUUCAUCAUUUUUAUCUGGCGUUAGUUCGUAGCCUAAACCUAAGCUUUAGGGCAUAACUGUAGCGUGACAUAUACACACCAACUGCCAAAUGCUCUGGGAUCUUGGGCAGAAAAAGGUAAUGUCGAUCCACUGAGGCAUAAAGGACAAUGUCAGAGUUUAAUUAAAAAAGAGAAAAGCUGCGAAAUGGAAAGUUGAAAAUAAAAAGAAGUGCGGGCCAGAACAGUAGUCUAAUGUUUGGGAAAGAUUUGCUGAAAUGUUAAAAGAGGAUGAUAUGUGUUAUGAUUGUGAGGCGAUACACAAAUUUGACAGUCGCAAGACAGGGGACUUCAUGGAAUAGUAGCCACUGACUGUAGGUCUAUAACCUCUCACAUAGCCUUAAUAUUAACUCCUCCAGAAUUAAGCAUUUCUUGCAGUAAAAUUAUACACCAAAUGUACAUUUUUACUCGGGAGUGGCAAAAUAUUAUUUAUUUAUUUCAGCAUCUUGAGAGAAUGAAUGUGCGGUUAGGGACCAUCUGUAAAGGUGGCGGUGCUAUCUUUAUCAGCAUCAUAAAACCUGAUAGUAUUUCAACCAUAUAAAAGAUGCAUCCAAGCCGAACUGAAAUCGUAGAUUUUUUUUUUAGGUUGUUUUAAAAGCUUUUAAUUUCCUUAGAACCGGUCAAACUGAUGUCAUUUGUAAAUUUUGCAUGGAAAACCUUUCCCAUUUUUUUUUUUUUUUGCAUUUGCUCCAUUUGCAUUUGCUUCUGUGCGGGUCUCAGAUUUUCACUUUAGCACUUGUAUUAUUAGCAAUUGUGGGCGGGUGCGGGUGAACGAAUAGCUGACCCACGCAUCACUAACACACACUCUCACUCUGACCAUCUCUCUCUCUCUCUGUAGAACGGUCUGUCUCCUCUCCACAUGUCAGCGCAAGGCGACCAUGUCGAGUGUGUCAAGCACCUGCUGCAGCACAAGGCGCCUGUUGAUGAUGUUACACUGGACUACCUGACGGCGCUGCACGUCGCUGCCCACUGCGGUCACUACAGAGUCACCAAGCUGCUGCUGGACAAGAGGGCCAACCCCAACGCUAGAGCACUGGUACUACUCACAAUCCUAUUACCACUAAUACAAUGACUUCCAAUACACUACGCCUAUACACUAUAUAUACAAAAGUAUGUGGACACCCCUUCAACUUAGUGGAUUCGGCUAUUUCAGCCACACCCAUUGCUGACAGGUGUAUAAAAUCAAGCACACAGCCAUGCACUCUCCAUAGACAAACAAUGGCAGUAGAAUGGCCUUACUGAAGAGCUCAGUGACUUUCAACGUGGCACCGUCAUAGGAUGCCACCUUUCCAACAAGUCAGUUCGUCAAAUUUCUGCCCUGCUAGAGCUUCCCCGGGUCAACUGUAAGUGCUGUUAUUGUGAAGUGGAAACGUCUAGGAGCAACAACGGCUCAGCCAUGAAGUGGUAGGCCACACAAGCUGACAGAACGGGAACGGUGAGUGCUGAAUCACUGAAUGGCUACAGUUAGGCCCUAAAGCUUAGGCUUAGGCUACGAACAAGUGGCAGAUAAAAAUUGUCUGUCCUCGGUUGCAACGCUCACUAUCGAGUGCCAAACUGCCUCUGGGAGCAACGUCAGCACAAGAACUGUUCGUCAGGAGCUUCAUGAAAUGGGUUUCCAUGGCCGAGCAGCCGCACACAAGCCUAAGAUCACCAUGCGCAAUGCCAAGCAGUGGUGUAAAGCUCGCCGCCAUUGGACUCUGGAGCAGUGGAAACGCGUUUUGGCGGAUGCCAGGAGAACGCUACCUGCCCCAAUGCAUAGUGCCAACUGUAAAGUUUGGUGUAGGAGGAAUAAUGGUCUGGGGCUGUUUUUCAUGGUUCGGGCUAAGCCCCUUAGUUCCAGUGAAGGGAAAUCUUAACGCUAAAGCAUACAAUGACAUUCUAGACGAUUCUGUGCUUCCAACUUUGUGGCAACAGUUUGGAGAAGGCCCUUUCCUGUUUCAACAUGACAAUGACCCCGUGCACAAAGUGAGGUCCAUACAGAAACGGUUUGUCCAGAUCGGUGUGGAAGAACUUGACUGGCCUGCACAGAGCCCUGACCUCAACCCCAUUGAACACCUUUGGGAUGAAUUGGAACGCCGACUGCGAGCCAGGCCUAAUCGCCCAACAUCAGUGCCAACCUCACUAAUGCUAUUGUGGCUGAAUGGAAGCAAGUCCCCGCAGCAAGCAAUGUUCCAACAUCUAGUGAAAAGCCUUCCCAGAAGAGUGGAGGCUGUUAUAGCAGCAAAGGGGGGACCAACUCCAUAUUAAUGCCCAUGAUUUUGGAAUGAUAUGUUCGACGAGCAGGCGUCCACAUACUUUUGGUCAUGUAGUGUACGUAUGGUGGCUAUUUUGCCGAUUCUAUUUCAAAGAGACAGAACUUGGUAAAACACAGUUUUGAGUGAAAAUAAGAUGGCCUCUCCUAUAUGUCUCAACAUGUCAACAAUGUCCCUACAUGUAUAUGCCACCUGUACUGUAGGUGUGUUUCAUUCAUUCUGUGUCUGGGGUGUGUGUCUGUCAGAAUGGCUUCACCCCGCUGCACAUCGCCUGUAAGAAGAAUAGAGUGAAGGUGAUGGAGCUGCUGGUCAAGUAUGGAGCUUCUAUCCAGGCCAUCACAGAGGUAGGACACUAGCCUUCAAAAUGUAAACAGUUACAUCAUAAUACACAAUUAUACGUGUAUUAUUAGAUAAUACACAAAUUAGCGUCUACAAUAUACAGUACACAAGAAUGCAACCCCACACCUCUUAUCACUUCAAUAUGGUUGACUUAAAGGUAGACUCAGCGAAAUGACGUUACCACGAGCAGCACCGGAGAUAUUGAGAUGAGCGAGAUGCACGACUUCGCUCUCACACAGUCACACACAGUAUCUGCGCAUGUGCACGUGUUCGCUUCAUGCUGUUACAGCAUGGUAGCCAGGGCACCAAAACAGCGGAGAAGUUGAGCCUUGCGCUUCAACACUCUUAGUUGUUGCGGAAAUUGACCCACUAUGCUGUUUACUUUCUGCAUCUACUUCAUAUCGCUGAGUCUACCUUUAAUAUAACAUAUGCCAUUUAUACACUAGUUUCAUUAGCUAUUGUGUUUUGACCAGAACUGGCUUCAAACACAUAAACAGUACUGUAUGUACACUACUGUUCAAAUGUUCCAUUAAAAUAACAUAAUAUUGAUCAGAAAUACAGUGUAGACAUUGUUCAUGUUGUAAAUGGCUAUUGUAGCUGGAAACGGCUGAUAUUUAAUGGAAUAUCUACAUAGGCGUACAGAGGCCCAUUAUCAGCAACCAUCAGUCCUGUGUUCCAAUGGCACGUGGUGUUUGCUAAUCCAAGUUUAUCAUUUUAAAAGGCUAAUUGAUCAUUAGAAAACCCUUUUGCAAUUAUGUUAGCACAGCUGAAAACUGUUGUGCUGAUUAAAGAAGCAAUAUAACUGUCCUUCUUGAGACUAGUUGAGUAUCUGGAGCAUCAGCAAUUGUGGGUUCGAUUACAGGGUCAAAAUGGCCAGAAACAAAUAACUUUCUUCUGAAACUCAUCAGUCUAUUCUUGUUCUGAGAAAUGAAGGCUAUUCCAUGCGAGAAAUUGCCAAGAAACUGAAACAGAAACAGACGCCUCACAGGUCCUCAACUGGCAGCUUCAUUAAAUAGUACCCGUAAAACACCAGUCUAAACGUCAACAGUGAAGAGGCGACUCCGGGAUGCUGACCUUCUAGGCAGAGUUGCAAAGAAAAAGCCAUAUCUCAGACUGCCCAUCUUAAUCGUUUCUUUUUAUUGGCCAGUCUGAGAUAUGGCUUUUUCUUUGCAACUCUGCCUAGAAGGUCAGCAUCCCGGAGUCACCUCUUCACUGUUGACGUUGAGACUGGUGUUUUGCGGGUACUAUUUAAUGAAGCUGCCAGUUGAGGACCUGUGAGGCGUCUGUUUCUCAAACUAAACACUCUAAUGUAUUUGUCCUCUUGCUCAUUUGUGCACCGGGGCCUCCCACUCCUCUUUCUAUUCUGGUUAGAGCCAGUUUGCGCUGUUCUAAGAAGGGAGUAGUACACAGCGUUGUACGAGAUCUUCAGUUUCUUGGCAAUUUCUCGCAUGGAAUAGCCUUCAUUUCUCAGAACAAGAAUAGACUGACGAGUUUCAGAAGAUGUAGAUAUUCCAUAACAAAUCAGCCGUUUCCAGCUACAAUCGCCAUUUACAACAUUAACAAUGUCUACACUGUAUUUCUGAUCAAUUUGAUGUUAUUUUAAUGGACAUAAAAAUAGCUUUUCUUUCGAAAACAAGGACAUUUCUAAGUGACCCCAAACUGUUGAACGGUAGUGUAUGUAAAGAUGAAACAUUUCUUGAUCGAAUCUCUCGCCGUCCCCCUCUUCCUUUCUCUCCAGUCUGGCCUGACUCCUAUCCACGUAGCAGCCUUCAUGGGUCACCUCAACAUCGUCCUACUGCUGCUACAGAACGGAGCCUCGCCUGACGUCAGCAACAUUGUGAGUGAUGAGGGUUAAUGUGGUGAUGGACAGUGUGUGGACGUGUCUUAGCACGUUGUUUGUUUAUGCUAUCGCAGGUGUGUGUGUCUCUACAAUGUUCUUGGCGUGUUUGUGUGUGUUUCUGCUGACUCGUAUGUGUGUGUUGUGUGUAGCGUGGGGAGACUGCUCUACACAUGGCGGCCAGGGCAGGACAGGUGGAGGUGGUGCGCUGUCUGUUGAGGAACGGAGCCAUGGUGGACGCCAGAGCCAGGGUAACACAUUUAACUACACCACUUACCACUUAGUACCAUUUAGGAUAAGGCUGUUAUCAUCUGUGUUGAACUCUUCAAAGAAACCUACCAAAAAGUACCAAUUGCUUCCACAAAACAUAAUUAAACAGGGCUGUAAAAUUAAACAUUACAGCACUUUAACUAUGCCCAUUAAUUUCAAAUACCAUAAAAGUCAUAUCCCCCAUAACCUCAAUCUCUCUAUAUAUGUCUCUAAUAAAACUAAUAUUCUGCCCACUAUAACCUCCAUGUCUCUACCCCUCCAGGAGGACCAGACUCCCCUCCACAUCGCGUCUCGUCUGGGGAAGACUGAGAUAGUCCAGCUGCUACUGCAGCAUAUGGCCCACCCUGACGCCUCCACGACUAACGGAUACACACCCUUACACAUCUCAGCCAGGGAGGGACAGGUGGACGUGGCUUCAGUGCUGCUGGAGGCAGGCGCCUCACACUCACUGGCUACUAAGGUGGGUGGAGGGCACACACACUCACACACACCUACAUUUCACCGCCUACGCUCAAGCACACACACUCACACACACCUACAUUUCACCGCCUACGCUCAAGCACACAUGCUCACAUACACAACUCACACCUGUACAUCUUGGUGCUAUUUUUGUGGGGAUUUUUUUUAUGGAUGAAAUAUAUCCCCUUCUUUCCUUGUGGAUUAUAUAAGAAAUAUAUCUUGAUUCACUGUAUGGCAUGUUUCACAGGCGCCCACUAUGGGGCCACUGUCAGUAUGAACUGCUUUAAUCUGGUUGAAUCAAUUAUGGGUUCAUGAUUCUUUGGAGAACCUCUGGGCUCUUCUCCCACAUUUUACAAGAGGACAUUGAUGUUGUCAGUGAAGGAUAUUCAAUGUGAAUUGACGCAACAAUAUAUCAGUGCUAAUUGAUUCAUAAGCUCUUGGCUCUGAAUAAAAGCAGUUUAUGAGGCAGUAAAAUCCACCUCUCAUGAUGGUGGUGCCCUCUUCUCCAUGCUGUUAGCAUGAAAAAAGGACAGGGAGAGCGGAUGCUCGGAUGCUCAUUGAACAACAUCGUCCUAGGCAUGCCCCUCUCUGCUUCUGUCCCCAAUCACCUAUAUUUCAUUAUUGGAUCACAUUUGAUACAUUAUCAUCUUUAUCUCCUGUUUUUCACAAAAGCCUCAAACAAGAUCAUCAUUAGCGCCUCUUAUUCUCUUCUUAUCUACACAUUGUUUCUACUCGGAUGUGCAUUACAUCAGAAAUGAACCAGCGUUACACAGACAAAGGAUUCCCUCCCUUCAUGGGCUGGGUCGUAAACACUGUGGUCAUGUGACAUGGGAGCAGCACCGUUGUCCUAUCAAAACAGCCCUGGCCUCCUGUCAAUGUGACAAUGGCUAACAAGCACCACCUGGUGGCUCUAUUGGGACUAGGUAUUACUUGUAAGAGGGAGAGGCAAGUUUUGCUCUGCAUGUUGGAUUUUGGGUAUUAACUACGAUUGCAUCAGCAAUGUGGGUGCACAGAGAAUGGUUCUUAUUGUGCAUCUUAUUCAAUUGCAUUACGUUUGGUUCACAUACAUCAUUAGUUGGACAUUCAUUUUAGAUCCAUUUGGAAAGGAUGCUGUUAUGAAAUUAUUGCUUUUUUUAUAUAUUCCAUGAGCCUUAUGCACAUUUAUGAAGAUAAAGUUAGUGGUUGUUGCAAUAAUUGUUGUCUCCAUACAGAAAGGAUUCACUCCCCUGCAUGUGGCGUCCAAGUACGGAAGCCUGGAUGUGACCAAACUUCUCCUGCAGAAAAGAGCCCCUCCUGAUUCUGCUGGGAAGGUAAGCAUCAUUACCAUAAAACUCAAUCCCUAAAUGAUAAUAUAGCUCUACAUGUGUUAUAUUUUCAUGAUUUCGAUUCAGAUAAUUCACUGACCUUGAAGUACUGUUAUGUGAUAAAGAAUAGUAUAUAUCAAAGCUUUAUCUGGCUAAAUAUUUAAAAAGUCUGUUCGUAUUUCUGUAUUGAGGCUAUGUUGUCAGCGAGACUACCGGUGAGCAUAUUUUGAUCAAAUCAACUUUCAGUUUGAUUAACUACUGUUUUUUCCUCUACCAUUAGGAAAGACAGAUAACAGAUAUUAUUUUUCUUCUUGUUCUUUUUGAAUAAGGACCCACCCGGCGAGCCUCCUGCUGCUUGCUCUUUAAUAUAAGUCUAAUUCUCAAUAACACACUGUAAUAGUACCCCUAUAACACAGCUUAUCAUAUGUGUGUGUGUGUGUGUUGACUAGCUAGCAUUAAUAGCUGCUUGCUCCGCUAACUAGCCUGAUUUAAUCCAAUACAGAACGGCCUCACGCCCCUCCAUGUCGCAGCGCAUUACGAUAACCAGAAGGUGGCGCUCCUGCUUUUGGACAAAGGGGCCUCCCCCCACGCAACGGCCAAGGUGAGACCUCCCAUCACUCAGAGACUCCCCGGUCACUGUCCUCAAAGAGAUGGGAGGAAAGACGUCGGUCGACCUUGGGGUGGACGGUCAACGUAGUUUUGAAGCUUUGUGUGUACGUAUGUGUACAUCUUUUUGGGGUAUCUGUAUAACUGAGUUGACGUACUCUCUACCUACCCUCCCUCCCUCCAGAACGGCUACACCCCCCUCCACAUUGCGGCGAAGAAGAACCAGAUGGACAUAGCGAUGGUGCUGCUGCAGUACGGGGCGGAGACCAACAUCCUGACCAAGCAGGGCGUCACCCCCCUACACCUGGCCUCACAGGAGGGACACGCUGACAUGGCCUCCCUGCUCAUGGAGAAGGGGACUCAAGUCAACGUCCCCACCAAGGUAGGCCUACAUCCCUCUCGGUUUUAAACUGCUUAUGUAACGCGGCCUCUGGCCGAGAUUUGGAGCCACUCCUCAACGACCCACACGUUAAAACUGAAACGUUCAAAUUGUACAUCGGCCUUCGUACUCUAGUCACAGACACUUCUCUGAGACGUGACGUCUCACUGCUUCUGAAGGGUUCAAAUGAACAGGGCCUCUGAUGUUAGUCUUUCAUUCCACUCUGUCAUGUUCUCUCAUUCCUUUAAAGUCUCCCUUUUAAAGUGAAUAUAGUUCCACUCUCAGUAAGAGCUUAAUCCUAUCAGGUGUAGUUCGUUUGGCCUGUAUUAGAUUCAUCGAUAUCUUUGUGACGUUUGCAAAGAAAUAUGAGUUACACACACAGCUCUCAAGUUAGUAUCCAGCCUUCAGUUCUGAUGUCAGAGCUGUGGCGUGGCAUGUAUGAACGUAACAGGAAUGAAGUUAAAAGAAGGGGAGAGUGUUGUUUCAAAGCUAUUUUAGGAAGAGUGUGAGAGUGCUUGUGCCCCCCCCCCCCCCCCCCCCACACACACACACACACACUUUGUCUUAGAAAUUUAGAGCAUGCAAGCAAGGCCACAGGGCUUUAUCUCCAACCAAGCAGAAACCCAGAUGUAUUCCUCCUUUAAACUUUUUACAAACCAUUCAUUCUUCAUUUAGCUCUAUCAGUCAACCCCAGACAGACCUCCAACUGGGCACAUACUGGUUGAAUCAACGUUGUUUCCACGUCAUUUCAAUGAAAUUAUGUUUGGUUGAAUCAACGUUGUUUCCACGUCAUUUCAAUGAAAUUAUGUUGAACCAACGUGGAAUAGACGUUGAAUUGUGCCCAGUGGGCUGAGUGGAUCGGGAUAUAUCACUGCUUUACCUGACCUAGUCUGCCUUGUCAUAUACCGAUGACAAAUGCACACUAUCUCAGGGGUGCAAGAACACUGGUAACAUCUAGUGUAGUGUAUUUGCACACGGCAUGAGAAAAAACCCAAAUACCCAAUCACAUCUUUCCCUCCUGUCAAUGCGAUAUUGCCUGUCUUGGUGGGAAAAGUCGCCUGUCACUCAAAAACUCCUCCCUUUAAUAUUUUGGGUAAACCACAUGACCUGACCAGGAGAAACUACUGUCCAUAGGUAUACAGUAUGCUGAUGAAUUCAUGUAGAGAGGUGGUGAGAAACAUAUUGUUGUUUGUGUCCCUUCAGAGUGGCCUCACCUCCCUCCAUCUGGCUGCCCAGGAGGACAAGGUGGCUGUGGGUGAGAUACUGGCUAAACAUGGAGCCAACCUGGACCAGCAAACUAAGGUAUAGAGUGUAUUCAUUUCAUUUUAGCAUUGACUGACCCUUGUACUGGAAUACCGAUAAUAUAUAGUAUGUCUCCAUAUAUUGUACCUCAAUAUGCCAAUGAUUAUCUGUUUCUCUUUUCAUUAUGUUAGUAGUAGAUGUGUUUCGAUACUAACUGUGAUUUACCAUUAUCGUUCCAGUUGGGCUACACUCCUCUGAUCGUAGCGUGUCACUAUGGCAAUGCCAAGAUGGUCAACUUCCUCUUACAGAACGGUGCUAGUGUCAACGCCAAAACCAAGGUAAUACACCAUGCACAAAACUACCGCAGUACACUCUUAGAAAAAGGGUUAUUCAACUGUCCCCAUAGGAGAACCCUUUAUGGUUCCAGGUAGAACCCUUUUCAGUUCCAUGUAGAACCCUCCGUUGGAAUAACUCUUUUAGGUUCUAGAUAGCACCUUUUUUUUAAAGGGAUACUUCUGGAUUUUGGCAAUGACACCGUUUAUACAGUAUACUUCCCCAGUCAGAUGAACUUGUGGAUACUAUUUCUAUGUUAACUGCUAGCAUGCUAGUAGAUACCAUAGACUUCCAGUCAUUGUUCUAACGCUAGUUAGCAUUGGCUCACAAAACUACCACUAACUUCCUUCAUACUGGACACAGAUACAUAAAAAUGGUAUCCACAAGUUCAUCUGACUCUGGGGAAGUAGAUAAAGGGAAGUUUCCCUUUAACUGCGUUAUGAAUGUUCAAUAAUGAAUUAUUUUCUUUGACAGAGAAGAUAAAAUGCUAGCCUAAGGGUUCAUACUUGAAUUUCUAAAAUGUUCAGGCCUUGCCAGACAGUCAUUACUCUUGAAAAUUACAAUGUUUGACUUUCUCUUCUCAGAAUGGAUAUACUCCCCUCCACCAAGCAGCACAGCAAGGAAACACACACAUCAUCAAUCUACUGCUGCAGAAUGGAGCUAAGCCAAACAACAUCACUGCGGUGAGUGGACUAGCUUCUGAACAUACACACACCCACACACACACACACACACACACACACACAGACUUAUGUCUUUCUCCCAUCCUCCAGAAUGGUAACACAGCUCUGGCCAUCGCCCGGCGACUUGGCUACAUCUCGGUGGUGGACACACUCAAGGUUGUCACCGAGGAGAUCAUUACCUCGACAACCGUGAGUCACACAACUAUCACACAACUAUCUCACUCCACUAUCCCUAAAAUAAAGCAUUCACACACGGUUUAGCCUCUAAAGUUAUAAUGAUCUUAUUCUGUUUAUGUUGUCUAGACGGUGACAGAGAAACACAAGUUGAACGUCCCUGAGACCAUGACUGAAGUCCUAGAUGUCUCUGAUGAGGAGGGUGAGUUUGACCCUUGAUCCAGUCGGUGGCUACUGUAUAUGACCACAACCAUGUAUAAAGACUAUCAUUCGAAACCUCAGUCCAUUUAUGUUUGACCUACUAGAACAUCAGUUAACCCGACUUCAUGUCCAACUUCAAAUCCUGGCCCCAGUUUGCUGUAGACAGUGAUCGACUAAUAGGCUAUCUCAGCAAGCCUUCCCCAAAUCCUUCCCGAUUUCCCCAUUGCCCAAUACUACACAAAAAAAAGGUGAUAUCUAGAGCUGUUCCCAUAUGAGAAACCUUUGAAGAAUCCUUUUUGGUUCCAGGUGGAACCCUUUUGGGUUCCAUGUAAAACCCUUUCCACAGAGGAUUCUACAUGGAACCCAAAAGGGUUCUACCUGGAACCAAAAAGGUUUUUUACCUGGAACCAAAAAGGGUUCUCCUUUUUUUCUGAGAGUCUAGUGUGUGUUGUGGUAGGCUAGUUUUCUCACUGUACUGUAUACUGUAUAGGCCUACAUACUGUACCCACAGUGCUGAAAGAGAGUGAGGAUGAUGUUCUGUCCGAUGACUCCAUGGAUUUAGAAGGUACACCGUGUGAAGGUUGCCGUGGUGAUUACUAUGGAAGAGUGUGUGACGGUUUGUUGUGGACAUGGUAAUUCGCAUGGUGUGAGAUUCCUCUGCGAUGGUUGUGUAAAACAACCUGUCAUGGAUGAGUGGUUGAGAGGACAUACUUGAACCUGCACUAACCUCACCUACCGAUAGGGUUUGGAUUCAAACAUAGUGUGGUGAAACCAAGGUUGUGAUAUGCACAUUUAGGCCCACUUCUCUAAAUGUGGAAUACUGGUUAUCAUUGCUGAAAGCAUCAGUGCGGUCAACAAACCUUUAUAUUGACACUAGUGGUGGCUGUGUCCUUUUUAAUGUCAAUGCGACAGUGUUUUUGUUUUGUCACGCUUCUUAAAAAUCAGCUAAGGGGAAGGGUGGUUUUUAAAGCGUUUUAAUAGCAUUUUCAGAUCCACCACUUCAAGACAUGUUCUGAGGACUUAAGAAAUGUUGCCCCUGGACUAGAGUGCCAUUAAACUUCUAGCAAAAAGACACCAAUUAAAGUGGCAUAAGCUUGUCUGUACAGAACCCUAGAAGAUAGUUUCACCCUGAGUGUUGUCAGUUCAAAGCGGAUUUCAAAUCCCCACUCAGAAUCACAUGCCAUGGCUGGGAGAGCCUGAAUAUGUAAGCUACGUUUGAAAUGCUGCUAAGGGCUAACUUAACUUAAACCUCCUUGAAAACACAUGUCAAUGCUUUACUGAUUAAUUCUGUGUGGUUGAUAUUUAUUAGCAUUAGUGUGAAUACUUUUUAAAGGCAGUUAGUUCCACUCUUCCAGGCUCUCUGUCAUGGCUCAUAGAGUUUGUGCGUUUAUGGCCAAUCUGGGUUUAUGUGAACAGUCACCUCAUUGACGUGGCAACGCAUUACGGAUAUGGAAGAUUUUUCUUUUUCCUGGCUCUUCCGGUUGCGCAGUGAAUUCACUUUACUUCUCGAAGGAAACUUGGAUUAUAUGAGUGGAGUGGUUGGCAGUUAUUUUGGUGGAAAAAAGGACACACCUCGUUAAUAGUUGUGUUUUGGAAGCUGUCAGAAGAGGAUCGGGUUUGGUUUGCAGACUAUGUGGCUGUUCUAACCGACAUUUCUUGGUAUUGGAUGUGUUGUAAAUAACAUUGCUUUGUGAGUACUUCUUCACAACACUCAUCUUCUAGCUUACUUACUCUUACAGUUGUGGUGCUACUGUGCAAAUUACUAAUCAUAGUGAUCAUGCGAUUAUAUUGUACCUCCUUUCCUGUGUAAUUCUUCAUUCUCCAGGCAGUGGUUAUGCUAUUGACACAGGAGCAUCUCUAUCAGGCUACAGUAUGUUUUUCACUUGUUCUGCCAGCCCAUCCUACAGUAUGCUACCAGCUCCCCUUAUGCACUUUUCACACAAUGGUGCUAACCUGAACUGUACUGUACUGGUUGAGAUAUUUUUCUUUCACACUGCCCUUUCCAGUUCGGUUCCGCUAAUUUUGGUGGGGGUGGUGGAUGCGUAACCAGGCCAGCACAGUACAGCUCGACUCAAUUUGGUUCAGCGCUGUAGUGGGAAAAGGGUAUUAGUGACUCUGCCCCCUGCUGUCCAGUAGUGGUAACAGCAGCAGUAGAGCUUUUUGACGUUGGUCACAAGGCAGUGAUGAGCUGUGUCUCCCAGCUCAUUUGUAAUGCUUCAGUAACUGUAAGCGCUUAUAUCUGAUGACAAAAAGGAAAGAUGGCGUCUGCAUGUGUGUGUGACUGUGCGUAUGUGUGUCACUAAGCCUCACGUUGACACACACACCCUAGGUAAGGGCUGGCCCCUGCGUGUAUGUAUGUGUGCUAACCGUAGUCACUCCUUCUGAGUGUGCAUCACAUCACAAUGUCCUCCUCCCCCGUAAAGUCCCAUAUUCUCUUCCACGUAUCUCACCUGCCUCCCUCUCUCCUCCAGGUGAUGACACGAUGACAGGGGACGGAGGGGAGUACUUGAGGGCAGAGGACCUGAGGGAACUGGGAGAUGACUCCCUGCCUGGACAGUACCUGGAUGGGAUGAACUACCUGCGCUUUAGUCUGGAGGGGGGACACUCUGACAGGUAGAGUAUACACACCUGAUGAAGGGAGAAGGGUGUGUGCCUGUGUGUGUGUGUGUGUGUGUGAGUGUGUGUGUGUGUGCCUGUGCGUGUGUGAGAGAGAGAGUGUAUGAUCUAAUUUGUGGUGAAUGCACUAAUGUUUGUGAAGUUUCUGAUGAAUUUCAACACAUUUUUCUUCCUCCUUACCAUGCUUACCUAGUCGAAUACAAAGGUAUGUGAUAUACAUGCUAUUGUCUCUCUAUGAUUGAGUUAGUCCACAUCCAUUGCAGAACUACUGUAGUAGUUUUGAAGCAGUUUCUUGUAGUACUACUCUGUCUAUCGCCUUCCAUUUGUCCUUGAUUUUACAGUAGUUUACUUGUGCCAUGUCUCAUGGAUAGAUUUGUGCCAUAUUGGGUGGUGAACACUGUUUUAGCUGUGUGUGAUGUUUCCAUGGCUACCUACGUCACCUUUUCCUCCUCUCCUCAGUUCGGACAGGUCCUACACUCCCAGUCACCAUGGUUACUACUCUCCCAAACAUGAAAGCAUGAUGGAGGAGAUGCUCACCAGCCAGAACGUAAGUAAAGAGUUAAACCUCUCACAUCCACUACUGUAAAGGGAUGAACCAGGCCUUGAGUCUUAAUCAUCUACUGCACCAAAACAUAUUGUGCAUGCUAUGCAUUGCUCAAAGCAGUUGCUCUGCUCAAUACAGAAAAUAUAUUACUUUGAUUCAUAGGGUCAUAAUGUUUUGAUAUUUAAUAAUUCCUGUUUUGGAAUGUAGAGAGCACUCUUAGAAAUGUACUGUAUUUGACUGUAGAUCAUACAAAGUGUAAGUUAGAGUUUAGAUGCUCAAGUCUUUACUAUGACCGUUACUGUCUAUCUAGGGACGGGUACUGUAAAGUACUGCAAACUAACGUGUUAUGGUGCAAUGCAUCUUACUGUUGUAAAUUGCAAUGUGUCAAUGUUAUUGCAUCUGUCCCUACUCAAAUAAAAAAUAAAUAAAUAAAAAGUUAAGGUGCAGUGUUUGUGUGUGUAACUGACGGUUGGCUGUGGCAUGUCCUUAACAAGUAGCUCUUUGUUGGUUGCCAGGUGUCGUCUCUUGCCAGGGAAAAUGAAAAGGAUUUGUAUCGUCUGAGUUGGGGCACAGAAAAUCUGGACAAUGUGGCACUGUCCUCCAGCCCCAUCCACUCUGGGUAGGUACAGCGGGCACUGCGAGCACACAGAAGGGUUGAGCUUUAACUAUCAAAACAUUCAAAAACCUCAUUUGGUACAAAAUCUGCUCUAACCCAUCCUGAAUACAUGUAUCCCUUGAGCCUAAUGCAUUCAGCCCUGUUCAACAGCCACUAGUGCAAUGGCGGGUCCAGGCACCUCAUGUGGAGAUAUUUUUUUUGUUAUUUUUUUUUGUUAUGAGAACAGAAUCACAAUCUUUUGUAAUCCUACUUUAAAGCCCAUCUGUUAAGCGGCUUUGGGUGAUAACCAUAUGAAGAGCAGUAAUGGACAAUGUUAGGACUCAUUAUAGACAUAUUAGUCUAAUGCAUUGUUAUACGAAGAUACCCUGUCAUCCUCUAGCUAACUAUCUCUGCCAUGCUAAUUGGCAACAAUGACGGAAGAUAAUCCCUCUUAGUUAUAAUGACACAAGUCCCGAAUCAGUCAUUUAAGGCCGCUGAGAGUGUCUCUAAGUACUGCUUUAGGACAAGCAAUACGACAAACAAUUUGGAACAUUGAUCAUUGUCCAAGGCGCUGAGGAUUCUGGUCCACAGGGAUGGGGAGUAUAGUUUAUUUUCUUCUCUUUCAGCCCUAGAGACCCUUUCUUUAUUUCCCUAUCUAUCUUUAUAUCUCCAGUGCCUUCGGAAAGUAUUCAGACCCCUUGACUUUUUCCACAUUUUGUUACGUUACAGCCUGAUUCUAAAAUGGAUGAAAUAAAACAUGUUCCUCAUCAAUCUACACACGAUACCCCAUAAUGGCAAAGCGAAAACUGGUUUUUAGAAAUUUUUGCAAAUGUAUAAAAGAUAAAAAACUGAAAUACUUUAUUUAUAUAAGUAUUCAGACCAUUUUGCUAUGAGACUCAAAAUUUAGUUCAGGUGCAUCCUGUUUCCAUUGAUCAUCCUUGAGAUGUUUCUACAACUUGAUUGGAGUCCACCUAUGAUAAAUUCUAUUGAUUGGACAUUAUUUGGAAAGGCACACACCUGUCUAUAUAGGGUCCCACAGUUGACAGUGCAUGUCAGAGCAGAAACCAAGCCAUGAGGUCGAAGGCAAUGUCCGUAGAGCUCCAAAACAGGAUUGUGUAGAGGCAGAGAUCUGGGGAAGGGUACCAAAAAAUGUCUGCAGCAUUGAAGGUCCCCAAGAACACAGUGGCCUCCAUCAUUUUAAAUAGAAGAAGUUUGGAACCACCAAGACUCUUGCUAGAGCUGGCCACCUGGGAGAAGGGCCUUGGUCAGGGAAGUGACCAAAUACCCGAUGGUCACUCUGACGGAGCUCCAGAGUUCCUCUGUGGAGAUGGGAGAACCUUCCAGAAGGACAACCAUCUCUGCAGCACUCCACCAAUCAGGCCUUUAUGUAGAGUGGCCAGACGGAAGCCACUCCUCAGUAAAAGGCACAUGACAGCCCGCGUGGAGUUUGCCAAAAGGCUCCUAAAGGACUCUCAGACCAUGAGAAACAAGAUUAUCUGGUCUGAUGUAACCAAUACUCGUUGGCCUGAAUGCCAAGCAUCACGUCUGGAGGAAUCCUGACACCAUCCCUACGGUGAAGCAUGGUGUUGGCAGCAUCAUGCUGUGGGGAUGUUUUUCAGCGGCAGGGGCUGGGAUACUAGUCAGGAUCGAGGAAAAGAUUAACGGAGCAAAGUACAGAGAGAUCCUUGAUAAAAACCUGUUCCAGCGCACUCAGGACCUCAGACUGAGAAGAUUCACCUUCCAACAGGACAAUUACCCUAAGCACACAGCCAAGACAACGCAGGAGUGGCUUCGGGACAAGCCUCUGAAUGUCCUUGAGUGGCUCAGCAAGAGCCUGGACUUGAACCCGAUCUAACAUCUCUGGAGAGACCUGAAAAUAGCUGUGCAGCGACGCUCCCCAUCCAACCUGACAGAGCUUGAGAGGAUCUGCAGAGAAGAAUGAGAGAAACUCCCCAAAUACAGGUGUGCCAAGCUUGUAGCGUCAUACCCAAGAAGACUCAAGGCUGUAAUCGCUGCCAAAGGUGCUUCAACAAAGUACUGAGUAAAGGAUCUGAAUACUUAUGUAAAUGUGAUAUUUCCAUGUUUUUUUUAAAAAUAAAUUUGUCAUUAUGGGAAAUUGUGUGUAGAUUGAUGAGGGGAAAAAACAAUUUAAAUAUUUUUAGAAUAAGGCUGUAACGUAACAAAAUGUGAAAAAGUCAAGGGGUCUGAAUACUUUCAGAAUGCACUGUUUGAUGAAUGCACUGUAUCUUUCUUUCUUUCUAUCUCACUCUCUCUCUCUCUCUCUCUCAUGGGGUCUCUGUUCUGUUUUCAGCCGUUCCUCUCCGUGCCAUGAUCAUGGCGACAGCAGGUGAUCUACUGCACCUUGGUUUCCUCCUCUUCAUCCUCGUCUUCACACUCCUCCUUUCUUUCACAGUGUGCUCUCCUUCUAGAGAGAUGUGUGUGUUUGUUUGUGUUGUUGUUUCACAAAUGCCUGUCUUGCGAGUGCAGCACUACUAACAGAUGUUGCCCAUGUUCCACUAUUCCCCUGUUUUAGCUUUUGAUCACAUGGACAUUUGUCAACUUUGAUAUUCAUUUUUACACAGGCCUCUUUAUAGGGGACUAAUUCCACUUUUUUUAGAUGGAAGAUAUCAUUUGCUCCUAGUGCUGCAUCAAAGAGUCACACACAUUGCCUCAUCAUCAUUGGUAGCCAUUGUGUCCAUCUUGGUUGAAUCCUGUUGACUCAUGGUGGCCAUUUUGUUUGUUGUUUAACUGUGUUUGGUCGAUUCACAGCUGCAAGGUCUAGGGCUCUAUUCAAUCAGAUAUGCUUUAGCCGACAUCCGUAUAGCGGUUGUUUUGACGGUGUCAGAGCUUGAGGUGGAACUGUGUUAGAACUGUUAAAUCCACAAGCGGCUCCUGGCAUUAUAGCCUACCUAAAGUGGACAUCGCCAUUGGCUGCACAGAGUCGCAUUGAGAAAGGUCCCAUUCAGCCUUGUUAACAAAUUCGAACACUGGAAUGUGAGAUGUAAUCUUCACCUCGAUUAGGCUGAUAGAAAUCCUCAUUAUUUAGUUGAAUGAUUUUCAAUUUGAGCGUCAUUAUUUAUUUAUAGCCUAUACUUUCUCGUUCUGGACUUCUAACACAAGUGGGAUGGGCGUGGCUUCGUGACACUGCCAAAACAUCAGCUAUGCGGGUAUCGACUAUCGCCGGUUAACGCUUGAUCUGAUUGAAUCUAGGCCCUUGUGUUUGUGUGUUUGAUAUAACCAGUCUCCAUGUUUGACUCUGUGCCGUAUUGUUCAGUCUGCGUGUUGGAGUGUUAUUUUAAUGGUUUGUUUGCUUUACCAUAACAUACUGGUGUCACAGGUGAAGCACGUUAGCAGCUCUCUGACAUUAGCCGUAACAGUAUGUGGCGUCACACCCAUUCCCCUCUCACUCACAGUCUGGUGUUUGUGCAUGUAGGUGUGCAGUGAAACUGUAAUUCUUAUGUUUGUGUGUUUUAACAUGGAUUCAUAUUUGUCUGUAUAUUUUCAAAUAAAAAAAAAUCUUAUUUUGCUGAAAGUUAUGUAAGCUGUCUGUGUAAAGGGAAAGUACAAAGAUAUACUGUAUUUGUCGCAAUGCUUAAAAAUAUAUUUAUCUUCAGUUUGUAAACAUCACAUCUGCCCCCGUCCGUUCCCUUCCCAGCUUCCUGGUUAGCUUCAUGGUGGACGCCAGGGGCGGAGCCAUGCGGGGUUGCCGCCACAACGGCCUGCGCAUCAUCAUCCCGCCGCGGAAGUGCAGCGCGCCCACGCGGGUGACCUGCCGGCUGGUGAAGAGGCACCGCCUGGCCACCAUGCCCCCCAUGGUGGAGGGAGAGGGCCUGGCCAGCAGGCUUAUCGAGGUGGGGCCCGUCGGAGCCCAGUUCCUCGGGUAAGAAAAUAUGGGAUGGAGGGAGGGGGUAAGAGUGUGAAAGAGAGAGGAAGGAGUAUAGAGGGGCAUGAUGUCAGAGAGGGAGAAUGAAAGGGAGCGAUGUGAUGUCAGAGAUUAUGAUCUAUGUUGUGAGAGUCCAAGACAAGAGUGUGUGAGGUGAGAAUGCUACGAGAGAAAAGGAAGAGAGACGGUGUGUGUUCGUCAAAGGACACUGUAGGCCUAAUGUAUGAAUGAAAACCUGAGAAUGUUGCUGCCCCUCUUCCUUUUGUCAGAUUAAUUUCACCCUGCCUCUGCCUUACUAAAACGGUCUAUGCUCUUUGCUUCUUCCCAGUGCCAGGGGCCUUGCUUGUUUUCUUUUUAAACAGCCAGGCCGCAUUCUAGCUCUAACUCAACCCUUUUUUGGAAACUAACUGUUUCUAUAAGACACAUGGAAACAAAAAACUCCACAAGGAAACAGAAAACUGCAAAAUAAUAUUGCUCCAUGAUUGAUUUGAUAUGUAGGUUACCACUAAGAGAGGCUGUCUACCAAUAAUAUAUCACUGCCCCCUGGUGGUGAAGUUCAUAAUAACUUCCACUUUGAAAGCUCUGUGUAUUUAAAGCCCUAUGUAUUUACCAUGAUGUCUUGAUGACGGCCUCCACUCCACUCAGCCAAAAGGCUUUCACAAAGUCCAACUAGUCACCCGUUAUUCUGACUACUUCCGCUCUCUCUCCCCCACUGCUGCUAACGGACGGUUGGUCUCACAGUAAACUGCACCUUCCCACUGCCCCGCCCCCUCUUAACGAGGGUGAGAGCCUCGUUAGCCGCAUCCUGCAGCUCGGGCCACCCGGGACAAAAUUCCUCGGGUAGGGGAAACAAAACAUAUGAAACAAUCCAUGGAUGCUACUGGUUCCGUUUUAUAAACUCCUCCUUUUAUAUUUCGACUCUCUGUGAUAUGUUGUGUCUGUGACCUCACCUGUAUGCUAUGUGUGCUAGUGUCGUGCUGGGCCCGGUUUCCCAAAAGUUCAUUGUUAGAACCUUCGUAGGAGCAUCGUUAAAUCUCCAAGCUGUUUCCCAAAACCAUCGUUAUUAACGUUUGCACUUGAAAACGCUUGUAAUCUAACGCCUGCCUCAGACCACUCUUAGAACAGCUAAGUGCGUCUUUAGAAUCACAUGGUUUAUCCGUCUCUCUGACCGCUUCAAAAAAGAAGUUGACUACAAAUACAAAGUUGCCAAUGUUUUUGCAAUUGAUACAAACAAGUGACGGAUAAAAAGAUGCCUCAAAUGAAAACCGAGACGACUCCAUUAAAAUAUAAACCGUAGGGUAUGGGCCUAUUUCAAUCAUAUUUAAAAUACCUUUUAAUGUUCAAUCAAUUGAGUUCUAUUUUGAUGCUUGUAAGCUGCUGUCUGUAAUUUGUCUCAAUGUAUUUCAUGAUGUGUAGUCUAACAUGUGCACAAUAGUGUACCAAAUCGGUGAUUUAGUGCAUAUUUAUUGGGUAAAGCAUUUGAAUAAGCCGCCUCAAUAUUUGCAGCCGUAGGUGGGAAUAUCUCUCUAGUAGCUGAUCCGUCAUCAGUUUUGUGAAAUAAUUAUAAUAUUAAGGUAAGAUUUAAAUGGAGAAAGCUGAUCCGAGAGCAGCGCUCCCUUUCUUUCGAUCGUAUCAGUAUCGACACAUGCUCCAAUGACGCACUUAGCGACCAUGGUGUUUUGGGAAACGCAUGUUACAUCUUCGGCCGUUGUAGGAAAGAUGCAUUGUUAAAGCACUUGUAAGCUUAAGUUCCAUCGCUAUCGGGAAACCGGGCCCUGGUGACUUGCCCAACUUGCGAUCUCUGUCGUAGCAUCCCAGACACUACACACAUUGUAUGUUUGUUUUGUUCCCAGUUACCUUUCGGCUCCUUACCUUGUGGUUGGCUUUCUAUGUUUAGUGCUGUCUGUCUGCCUGUUCAACCUCAUGGUUUUAUUGGUUCAUUUGGUAUCUUGCUGGAUGUUUAGCAUGACUGUCCCAUAGGCAUUUGUAGUUGACACACUGUACUGUGCUCAUCAGGUGAGUUGUUAGAAAUGUGGUUGCUUACACACACUCUUUACACACACACACACGCAUAUACACACACCGUGACCCUCCCAUACACACAUAACCCCCCAUCUCCACCCACACACACACACUCACCGUGCUCCCUGUCCCUGGUUGCAGGCCUGUAGUCGUGGAGAUCCCUCACUUCGCUGCCCUGAGGGGGAAGGAGAGGGAGCUGGUGAUCAUGAGGAGUGAGACAGGAGAGAGCUGGAAGGAGCACCACUGUGAACACACCGAGGAGGAGCUCAACCAGAUCCUCAACGGCAUGGACGAAGGUGAGUGUGAUGUCAUCAACGCGAGACAACACUUAGUGAUCGUCAUCAUUAGAGGCCAUUGCCAAGAGGCCCUGUUCAAAUACUUUGGAGAAGCAUUCCCUCCUGCCUCCCUUUCUUGGAGUAUUCACUGAUCUAAAAUGGCUGGAUAGGUCAAAGCAAGGAUUUCACUAUAUAGCUUACUCCAACCCAGUCAUGUGAGCAGUGAUUACUCCAAGGAGGGAGAAAGGAAGAACUCAUUGUCAAAGUAUUUCAACAGAGCCAUAAUCUGAAUCAAUGUCAAAUGAACCACCAUUCCUUCUGUCCUCCUCUCCAGAACUGGACCCUCCAGAGGAACUGGAGAAGAAGCGUAUUUGCCGCAUCAUCACCAGGGACUUCCCACAGUACUUUGCGGUGGUGUCCCGGGUCAAACAGGACAGUAACCUGAUCGGUCCAGAGGGGGGCAUCCUCAGCAGCACGGUGGUGCCUACGGUCCAGGCGGUCUUCCCAGAGGGAGCACUCACCAAGAGGAUCAAAGUGGGACUACAGGUCAUUUAGUUCAAAUACUCUCUUCAUAAAGCGAUAACAACAUUUCAUUUGAGUGUCUGUAAAAUGUUCUAGACUUAUUUUCCCAAGUAAUGGGGAGCUAUGGCAUGAGCGGCUGUCAGGAGAAGUUAUUAUCAAAAAGAAUGACACGUUGCUUUAUUCUGAGGCAGAGCUUAAAUGGAGCAAAGGUUAAAUACGUUGAGUAUUUUAUGAUUACUACACUGUCAUCAUGUUUUAUCAACAUUAUAAUCCAUGUUUUAACGCCAAAGCCGAUCCAAGGGAUCUCUAAUGUCAAUCUUACCUGUCAUCUCCAGGCUCAGCCAAUGAACGUGGACGUGGUGAAGAAGCUCCUGGGGAACAAGGCAACGUUCAGCCCCAUCGUGACCCUGGAGCCCCGGAGGAGGAAGUUCCAUAAACCAAUAACCAUGACCAUCCCCAUUCCCAAGAGUAACACUGACCCUGUGGUCAACGGCUUCGGAGGGGACCAGCCCACCCUGCGCCUGCUCUGUAGUAUCACAGGUUAAAGAGAGGGUGGAUUGAACGCACACACAGAUAUAUACAUACAUACUGUACACUCACACUGACUCACUCACACACACACUGCAGGGGGACACACAAACUAUGAUGUCUGUAGCUAACCUUCUAAUAUUUUUCAAUUGUAUUCUUCUUCAAAGGUGGAACGACGCCAGCCCAAUGGGAGGACAUUACAGGAACCACGCCCCUAACGUUCAUCAACGACUGUGUCUCCUUCACGACCAACGUGUCGGCCAGGUUCUGGCUGAUAGACUGUCGGCAGGUGCAGGAGUCAGUCAACUUCUCCACUUCGGUCUACAGGGAGAUCAUCUGUGUUCCCUACAUGGCCAAGUUCGUCAUCUUCGCCAAGACCCACGACCCCAUUGAAGCGCGGCUCCGCUGCUUCUGUAUGACUGACGACAAGAUGGACAAGACCCUCGAGCAGCAGGAGAACUUCACAGAGGUGGCCAGGAGCAGAGACGUAGAGGUGGGUGUCAUAGUAGAGGUGUGGUCGAGGGCUGGGAGGGAUGUACCUUUAAACUCAAUCUUUCUGUGGUGUUCCCUUUUGAAAAUAAUGUAUUCUCCUGUGAAAGGUGUAGUAAACUGCCAGUAAAGUGGGAAGGUUUAGUAAAUCAGACCGUAGAUGACUAACAGGGAAGGGUUUGGCAUGUUUCUAUGUGUCUGAUGUGUGCUUCUCCUCAGGUCCUGGAGGGCAAACCCAUCUAUGCAGACUGCUUUGGCAACCUGGUCCCUCUCACUAAGAGUGGCCAGCACCACCUCUUCAGCUUCUUUGCCUUCAAAGAGAACAGGCUGGCACUCUUCAUCAAGGUGAGUAUUACUGGGCCAUCCUUCAUACACUCUUCCAUAUCAUUUACUUUAUUACAAACUAGUCAUGUAUCGUAAACUGUAUGUUAAUAGGUCGGUUGCUGACGAUAAUGAUGUUGAUGAUUCCACAGAUCCGAGACAACACUCAGGAUCCGUGUGGCCGUCUGUCCUUUAUGAAAGAGCCCAGGUCUUAUAGAAGUCUGGCCCACAACGCCAUAUGCAACCUGAACAUCACACUACCAUCCUACUCAAAGGUAAGAACACCGUAACAUGACCUCCACCUGAACACAGCCUAGGAUACAGCUAGGACAAACAGAUCACCGACCCUUUCGAUUCCCACCGUACCUUCUCCGCUAUGCAAUCCGGUUUCCGAGCUGGUCAUGGGUGCACCUCAGCCACGCUCAAGGUCCUAAACGAUAUUAUAACCGCGAUCGAUAAUAGACAGUACUGUGCAGCCGUCUUCAUCGACCUGGCCAAGGCUUCCGACUCUGUCAACCACCGCAUUCUUAUUGGCAGACUAAAUAGCCUUGGUUUCUCAAAUGACUGCCUCGCCUGGUUCACCAACUACUUCUCAGAUAGAGUUCAAUGUGUCAAAUCGGAGGGCCUGUUGUCUGAACCUAUGGCAGUCUCUAUGGGGGUGCCACAGGGUUCAAUUCUUGGGCCGACUCUUUUCUCCGUGUAUAUCAAUGAUGUCGCUCUUGCUGCUGGUGACUCUCAGAUCCAGCUCUACGCAGACGACACCAUUUUGUAUACAUCUGGCCCUUCAUUGGACACUGUGUUAACAAACCUCCAAACGAGCUUCAAUGCCAUACAACACUCCUUCAGUAGCCUCCAACUGCUCUUAAACACUAGUAAAACUAAAUGCUAAAUGCAUGCUCUUCAAUCGAAUGCUGCUGGCACCCGCCCACCCGACUAGAAUCACUACUCUCGACGGGUCUGACCUAGAGUAUGUGGACAACUACAAAUACCUAGGUGUCUGGUUAGACUGUAAACUCUCCUUCCAGACUCACAUUAAGAAUCUCCAAUCCAAAGUUAAAUCUAGAAUCGGCUUCCUAUUUCGCAACAAAGCCUCCUUCACUCAUGCUGCCAAACAUGCCCUCGUAAAACUGACUAUCCUACCGAUCCUUGACUUCGGCGAUGUCAUUUACAAAAUAGCCUCCAACACUCUACUCAGCAAAUUGGAUGUAGUCUAUCACAGUGCCAUCCGUUUUGUCACCAAAGCCCCAUAUACUACCCACCACUGUGACCUGUACGCUCUUGUUGGCUGGUCCUCACUACAUAUUCGUCGCCAAACCCACUGGCUCCAGGCCAUCUAUAAAUCACUGCUAGGCAAAUCCCCACCUUAUUUUAGCUCAUUGGUCACCAUAGCAACACCCACCCGUAGUAUGCGCUCCAGCAGGUAUAUCUAUACCCCAAAGCCAACACCUCCUUUGGCCGCCAUUCCUUCCAGUUCUCUGCUGCCAAUGACUGGAACGAAUUGCAAAAAUCUCUGAAGCUGGAGACUCUUAUCUCCCUCACUAACUUUAAGCAUCAGUUGUCAGAGCACCUUACCGAUCACUGCACCUGUACACAGCCCAUCUGAAAUUAGCCCACCCAACUACCUCAUCCCCAUAUUGUUAUUUAUUUUGCUAAUUUGCACCCCAGUAUCUCUAUUUGCACAUCAUCUCUUGCACAUCUAUCAUUCCAGUGUUAAUACUAAUUGUAAUUAUGUUGCACUAUAGCCUAUUUAUUGCCUUACCUCCAUAACUUGCUACAUUUGCACACACUGUAUAUAUAUAUAUAUUCUGUUGUAUUUUUGACUUUAUGUUUUGUUUACCCCAUAUGUAACUCUGUGUUGUUGUUUUUAUCGCACUGCUUUGCUUUAUCUUGGCCAGGUCGCAGUUGUAAAUGAGAACUUGUUCUCAACUGGCUUACCUGGUUAAAUAAAGGUGAAAUAAAAAAUAAAAUAAAAGGACCUGGAAUUGUUCCUGACCAUGUGACCUUACCAGUAAAAAUCUGGGUCCUGUAUAGCACACCAACAGUUACCAUUGCAUGCCUGAGUGUUCACCGUUGCUGACUUAAGUCAAAUAGAUUGAUUGACUUGUGUAUUCAAGAAUAACUGAGCAUUUCCCACAGGUGCAUGAAUACUUUCUUAACAGUGUGUUGCUUGCAUACUAACAUGUCAAAUCUGCACAUGUGACAUGCUCAUAGCAUGCUAUCUUCCUUCACAUUUUUAUUGGUGUUUUAUUGGGGUCAUAACCUGUUUGUAUUCUCAAAAUCAUUUGUACACCUUUUAACUGUGAUUGAUUUACUAUAAGCAACCAGCAUUACAAUAUGUGAGUGCUGGUAGCUGUCUUAUAGUAUAGCAUGAAUCCCUUCUCCUUUGAGAGGUCUUUCAGGUUUACUCUGACCCCGACACCCUCCCCAUAACAACAUUGAUCGGCCACAAACCUUCAAGUCUGUCGCUAUGGUAACAUUGCUUUGCCUACUCUCUUUUUUUCCAUCUUUCUCUAUUUGUCUGUCUGUCUCGCUCUUUCUGCUUCUUGCUGCUUUUUGCACCCCAAAGGAAUCUGAUUCAGACCAAGAGGCUGAGGAAGAGGUAAUAUUGUGCCCCUCUUCUCCCCCACUAACUGGUUAUUUUUUCAUGUCUUUUUUUUUCCCAGGCCAGAAACGUGUCACUAGAUGUUCACUAUUGUGUCUGUCAUUUAGCUCUAUGUUAGGUAUUAGAAAGGAAGGCAAUGCAUACUCCAUGCUACUGCUCAUCAAUCUGCUUGUCACUUGUAGCAGAGUAUCCAUCUUUAGAUAUUAGUCUUAUUCAUCAAGAUAGUAGUUCUAUGUCCAAUUACUUAUUUUCUUAUUGUAGCAAAGGUAGCAAAUGUGUACAAAAUAUUGCCUACAUUUUUCUUACACAGUGAUUGAAAUGGUAUUAAUAGUGAGUGCAAUUUUUGUAUUCCUCUUUACAGAUCAGCAGGACGCUCGAGAAAUGUAAGUAAUUUACUAUUUGAUAACACUUUUAACUGCUUUUUUCUAAACUAUACCAAAACUUUAUAGUCUUGCUAUUUAACUUGUAACUGUUAUAAUAUGGCUGCAUUACUCAACCAAUUGAAUAUGACAUUGCUUUGCCACAGAUUUAGACAUUACCAAUGAUGUUAAGCUAGUUGACUAUUGUAGAAAGCAAUACAGAAUGAUAACCAGAGCUAAUGAAUAAACAUUGUGCUUCAUAUCACCCUUAUUAGCUAAGCUGUUACACACGCGCUUCUUUUUCAAAGCCCUUUAAACUUCUACAUGUUUGUCUUUGUCACAAAAACAAAACAACACAAAUGUCACCCCACCCCACCAAGCCAAGGUUAUGCCAACAACUUCAUCAGUCAUAAACUUCUUCACUUUCUCAUUUCACACAUCACUGCACCAGUGUCUUCAUGUUAACUUUCUCCUCUGCCAUUUUCAAUUUGGGACACAUUGAGAGAGAGUUGAAACUGAGAUACUACGCACAUAAAUCAAACUCUCAUUCAUAUUGUGGUAAUGUUUAUGUGACAACGGAAUAUUGUCCCCCAAGUUCCUGUAGUACCUGAAUGGCAAAGCAAACUAGUCUAGCUUUCUACCCUCCAGAUCCCCUCGUUCAUACCCUGUCCAUGUAGUGUGUAAUAUUUUCCCUUUGCCUCUAAUGAAUUAAUGAAUUAAUCAUUAAUCAUGGUCAAGUGACUCAGCAUAGCUGGCUGGAUAUCUACAUAUGUGUGGCACUUUAUACAAUAUAUAGAAUAUGGAAAAUAUUGCUGGGUGCACAUACCUUCAAAACAAACUGUACAUGUACAGUAGUACAUACAUUAUACAUAAACUGAUGUUAUGUAUGUUAUUUGUUCAAUUUGGCUUCAUUACAUCGGACAAUGUAUGCAUGAUGAAUGUGGCAAUUUGCAUACACAUGUAAUAUGGAAUUGAUGCUUUAGAUUCACCAUUCGCAGUUGUAGACUAUGAGAAAACAGUAGACGACAUUUCACCACACUAUUGAAUGGGAAUACCUAAAUGAACCACUCUUGAUAAAGACAAAAUGCAGACGUGCUAGUGGUACGUUUUAGUUCUUUAUUACCUAAAUCACUUUACAUUUGCCCCACUCACUUUUCACUAGAGGUUGCAUGUCAACUUUCCCCUUUGCUUUGCAUGGAAAUAACUUGGCUUACAUGAGUGUGUAUGUGUGUUCCUGUGUCUGGGUGUGUGUCAAGUGUGAGAGUUCUUUUGACUCUUUGCUUUAACAUUGAUCUUUGAAUUCCUUUUCACUCACUAUUUGAAUUUUAUUUAAUACACUGUUGCUCUUAAUAUAAUUUAAAAUGUUCUCUUCAGUUAUGUUUCAAAAGUGUAUUUAGCUAGACCAAAGUUAGUAUAAGGAAGGGAUACAGUCCUCUAAAAGACCACAAGCCCUUCCCUUAAAUCAAUUAUGCUUUUCCUGUUAAUUUCCUUAAAUUAGUUUACCAGUUUGAUGCUGGUUCAGAACCCUUUAUUUUCCAUAGCAGUAGAGGAACAAAAUGGUUUGUUCUGUUCAAUAGCAAAGAGCACAGCAAACCAUUGCCUAACAGUUUGCUAUCACUGGCUUUCUUCUCAGAGGGCAAAAUAGCAUUUUAAAAUUUUUUAUUUAAUUUUUUUUCUCUCUGUAAACAAUCUUGGGAUGUCUGUCUACCUAUAUGUUGUUAUCCAUUUGUUUGUUUGUGUCCCUGUUUCCUUAUCCUUUGUUGAUUUGUCUGUGUCUGUUCUUGCUCAUAGUUUGUUUGAUAGUGUACUUAUUUUAGAUUUGUUCUCGCUUUUGUGCUGUGAGCGUGGGUGUGCUGACUAUGUGUAUAAGCAAGUUAUUUCCUGCUCAUUCCCUUCCCAUCUUUAUGAUUUAGUUGGCUUUUUGCUUUGCUGCAGUAUUUGUCCGCAAAGAAACCAAGUGGAUCCAAACCCCCUUUCUUUGAUACCUUCUGUAGUUGCCACUGUGGCCCUGCUUUACCCUUUGAACCCUGACAGUUUGUACUGUUCCUGUCCUGACCACAUUCUCCAAUGUCUGUCUCCUUUUCAUUUCAAUUUAUUAUUAUUUUGCUCCUUAAUUAUCCUCUUGCCAAAAUGGAAGAUGACGAAGACGCUACAUCAACGGAGACUACAGUCCAGAAGAGAGAUUUGAUCCGAGAUUCUACGGCUCUGGCCAGUCCGGACCUCCUCUCCGAUGUGUCUGAGAUGAAACAAGACCUGAUCAAAAUGACCGCCAUCCUAACCACAGAUUCCACAGAAAAAUCCAGUUCCAUGGAAGGGAGCGGUCUGGAAAAAGGGGCUGAGGAGGUUCAGGGCGAGCCGUUUGAAAUCAUGGAGAAGGUCAAAGAGGAUUUGGAGAAAGUGGGCAAGAUACUUAGGAGCGGAACAUAUGAGGGUGAGGUGGCAAAGGAGGUGGCAAGAGCAGCCAGAAUGAAAGAAGAGUGGGUCCUCCUCUCAGACUGUGAGAUAGAGGAGGCCAAACAUAUGGCUGCCUUAGAACCCCAGGAACCCAUACUACGUGAAGUCAGAGUCAACAGAGGGAUUCCCAGACCUAAAGCCAUCAAAGACGUGUCCGGGAUGGUCACACACCUGAGUGGUGAACUCAAAGAAUAUCUCCUGGAUGUACCUGAGGGCACCAGUACAACAGCCCAGGGGGAAGUGGUCCAAGAGAAAUUCACAGAGGUAGUCCUGCGCAAAGGCGCAAAAAGAACCAUGACAACAACAACAACAAAAACAACAACAACUACAACAACAAAGAAGGACAUCAAAACUCCUGCUUUUGACCUAAACAAGCCAGUCAGGAGGAAAGGAAAGGACCAGGAACAGGCAGAGGAAUCUACCGAUGGGGAUGCUCUCCUUAGCGCACCCAAAGACCCUAAACCAGUGUCACCUGUGUCCCCAGUAGUAGAGGAGACCCCCAUUGGGUCCAUAAAAGACAAAGUCAAAGCCCUUCAGCAGAAAGUGGAGGCAGAGCAAAAGGGCCGAAAGCCAACUAGCACCAAACCUUCAAAUGUUGCUGUGGAGAGCAAAAUACCAACAAAAGGUCAAAGAAACCACCCCGUCACAGAGCCCCGCAAAACAGGGCACCGCUAA